This is a messenger RNA of Sus scrofa (pig), 921 nucleotides long. RefSeq names its product olfactory receptor 1J4-like. Gene Ontology annotation, molecular function: G protein-coupled receptor activity; olfactory receptor activity. Gene Ontology annotation, cellular component: membrane. Gene Ontology annotation, biological process: G protein-coupled receptor signaling pathway. The record is from RefSeq and is a predicted model, not a curated record. Lineage: Eukaryota; Metazoa; Chordata; Mammalia; Artiodactyla; Suidae.
AUGAGGAGGGAGAAUCAGAGCCAUGUGUUUGAGUUCCUCCUCCUGGGGCUUCCCAUCCAGACAGAGCAGCAGGGUGUGUUCUUUGCUCUGUUCCUGGGCAUGUACCUGACCACAGUGCUGGGGAACCUGCUCAUCAUCCUGCUCAUCAGGCUGGACCCUCGCCUCCACACUCCCAUGUACUUCUUCCUCAGCCACCUGGCCCUCACGGAUGUCUCCUUAUCAUCAGUCACUGUCCCUAAGAUGCUGAUGAACAUGCAGACUCAGGAUCAAUCCAUUACCUAUGCAGGGUGUGUAACACAGACCUAUUUUUUCAUAUUUUUUGCUUGCAUUGAUAACCUUCUUCUUGCAGUGAUGGCCUAUGACAGGUAUGUGGCUAUUUGUCACCCUCUACACUACACCAUCAUCAUGAGGGAAGAACUGUGUCUAUGUCUGUUGGUUGGAUCCUGGCUCCUCUCCUGUGCUGAUGCCCUGACCCAUACCCUCCUAAUGGCUCAACUGUCAUUCUGUUCUGAAAACAUCAUCCCCCACUUCUUCUGUGACCCUGCUGCCCUGCUUAAGCUCUCCUGUUCAGACAUGUCUCUCAACGAUGUGUUAGCAUUCACUUCAGUAUCUGUGGUUCUCCUUAUUCCACUGAGUGGCAUCCUGGUCUCUUAUGGAUGCAUAGGGCACUCCAUCCUGAGGGUCCCCUCUACUAAAGGGAUCUGCAAAGCCUUGUCCACCUGUGGCUCCCACCUCUCUGUGGUGUCUCUAUUCUAUGGGACAAUGAUGGCGGUGUACUUUUCCUCCUCAUCAGGCCAGUCCCAUGACACAGACAUCAUUGCUUCUGUGAUGUACACAGUGGUCACCCCCAUGCUGAAUCCUUUUAUUUACACCCUGAGGAACAGAGACAUGACAUUGGCUCUGGGGAGUCAGAGCCAAUAA